CGGACAGGCUUCAAGUUCGCAGUAGCUGUACAAAGCAUACAAAAUGGUGUACAACUAUACAAAACCACGAGGUCCUAUUGCUGCUAUGUAUAGCAGUCCAGGACCUUGUUAUGGACUUCCCAGUCUUGUUGGAUUACAAACUCACGAUCCAAGAAGUUCUCACAACAAAAAUCCAGCUUAUUCAUUUGGUGUGAGGCAUGGUCGAUACCGAGAUGACUGCAGCCCUGGUCCAUGUUAUUAUCCUGAUCCUAAGAUAUACCGAAGUGGCAAGGAUGGUACUCCUCAUUACUCUUUGUACAGCCGCCAAGAACAUGGUACAGUCUUCAAAACUCCUGGACCUGGUUCUUACAGUCCUGAAAGUUCUGGGCCUUCAGCCAAUUUCCGACAUCCUGCUUACAGCUUUGGAAACCGCCCUAGACACAGGAAGUCAGAUAAUUCGCCUGCAGCCAACAGCUAUACCUUACCUAACAUGAUUGGAACCACGGUUCUCAGUGGUAAACGCCAAGCUCCAUGUUACACUUUAUCUGGAAGGCAAACGACUGGAAGCUUCUCUGAAGAUAUGGCUCGAACCCCUGGCCCGGGUACCUACAACACCACAGAUCCCAGUAUUGUCAAGUGCAAAGCUCCUUUAUACAGCAUGACCAGUAGAAAUAUGAUGCCUGGAGAUACUACCAGGAAACCUGGUCCCGGAGCACAUUCACCAGAAAUUGUUUGGGGCCACAAGAGGAAACAACCAGAAUUUUCUUUUGGUAUUCGACACAGUCCCUAUUUGGCACCAUUGAUAGUCAAUGCGCAAGUAUAGAAACAUUGGGUUAUUCUACAAUACAUUUAACAACACAAUGUAAAAAAUAUUUUAGCUUUUGGUUUUAAAUCUGUUCUGUAACAUUUAUGUAAAAUAAAAUAUUUUUGUCUGAUCAAUUGUUUACUUUCUAGUUCUACCCAAACAGCAGUAAUAGAUAGCAGCUGUUCCAUAACCAACAAUCUGAAACUUGUUGACUCUGUCUGCUUUCCCAAAAUUUGUUUCCUUUCCUGUUCUGCCGAAACUUGUUGACUUUUUACUGCUCUCCCCAAAUCUGUUGAGUCUUUCCUGUUCUCCCGCAACGUGUUGACUCUUUUCUACUCUGCCCAAAUCUGUUCGCCUUUCCUGUUUUCCCGCGACGUUUUGACUCAUUCCUGGUCUCCCGAAACCUGUCGACUCUUUGCUGCUCUCCCGAAACCUGUAGACUUUUUCCGGCUCUCUCAUAAUCUGAUGACUCUUUCCUGCUCUCCCGAAACCUGUUGACUCUUUCCUGUUUUCCCCCAUAACGUGUGACCCUUUCCUGCUCUCUCAAAAUCUAUUAGCUCUUUCCUACUCUCCCGAAACCUGUUGAUUUUUUCUUGGCCUCCCGAAACUUAUUAACUCUUUCCUGUUCUUCCAGUGCCUUCAAACAAAACCAAAGAUAGAUUGCCAGGC
Messenger RNA from Lottia gigantea (owl limpet), 1453 nucleotides. RefSeq lists its product as hypothetical. Gene Ontology annotation, cellular component: cytoskeleton. Lineage: Eukaryota; Metazoa; Mollusca; Gastropoda; Lottiidae. The coding region runs from base 44 to 802 and encodes 252 amino acids. The record is from RefSeq and is a predicted model, not a curated record. The transcript is spliced from 4 exons.